This is a messenger RNA of Drechmeria coniospora, 2805 nucleotides long. RefSeq names its product C2H2 transcription factor. Bases 1 to 2805 code for a protein of 934 amino acids. Gene Ontology annotation, cellular component: chromatin. Gene Ontology annotation, biological process: DNA-templated transcription; regulation of transcription by RNA polymerase II. Gene Ontology annotation, molecular function: RNA polymerase II cis-regulatory region sequence-specific DNA binding; zinc ion binding; DNA-binding transcription factor activity, RNA polymerase II-specific. The record is from RefSeq and is a predicted model, not a curated record. NCBI's taxonomy places the organism in Eukaryota, Fungi, Ascomycota, Sordariomycetes, Hypocreales, Ophiocordycipitaceae. The transcript has 2 exons.
AUGGACGGAUCUCCUUACCCAUCCAAUGGUAUAAACACGAACUCGGCGCCUCAGACGUACCCAUCACCGACGGCCGCAUCCCCGAACCAGCUCGGCUCCCCGACUCCCCAGACGCUGCCUCCGCUGCAGCCUCCGACCUCUGCGAUGCAGCCCAUGUACAACAGCCACCCGCACACGCCGCGAACCCCCGGGACGCCCAACACGCCCAACUCGACGGGCAACGUGACGAGCUACCAGAACACGUCGCAGCCCUCGUCCCGGCCGGGCAUGUACUCGAUGGCCCAGAACCCGUACCCGCCGCAUCAAGGCUACGGCACCACGUCGGCCAUGAUGCCGCAGGCCACCACGGCUGCCUCGCACCCGCACCAGCACCCGCAGCCCAUCGCCCCGGCGCCGGCCCCCCCCGGCGGCCGCGGUCCUCCUGUCCUGCGCCCGAUGCCCCCGGGUGGCAUCAUCCCCCAGCCCGGCAUGAACUCGCCCUACGGCCCCGGGCCGCUCAUGCAGCCGAACCAGCCCAUCCAGGACGGCGAGCAGCCGACGCACGUCGUCGGCUCUCAGGGUCGCCGGGGCAUCCUCCCCAGCGCCCCCGGAAGGCCCGCCGCUCCCGCCGCCGGCACCGGCGCCGCCAAGAGCACCGUCAUCCCCGUCAAGGAUGCCGAUGGCAAGUUUCCCUGCCCUCACUGCACCAAGACGUACCUGCACGCCAAGCACCUGAAGCGUCACCUCCUCCGACACACUGGCGACCGCCCCUACAUGUGCGUGCUUUGCCGUGACACGUUCUCGCGCAGUGACAUCUUGAAGCGUCACUUCCAGAAGUGCUCCAUCCGCCGUGGCAACCCCACCGGAGCCAGCCACCUGUCCCACCCUCAAGCCCACGUGAAGAAGAACGCGCAGGCCCAGAAGGCGGCCGGCCUAGGCAACGAGGGCGACCUGAACCAUCUCAACGGCCUCAACAACAUGCCCCCCGCCGACGGCAUGGUGCAUCCGUUCGGCAUGGUUCCCGUGUCGGAUGGCAUGAACAGCAUGGCGGGCGACCAGAGCCACCUCUCGCGCUCCAACAGCAUGCAGAGGCUCGAGAACGGCGCGGCCCAGGACAGGAGAAGCAUGCCCGGCAUGGGAAACUCGCAACCCUACGGCAACGACGGCAUAAGCAACCAGCAGAUGCCCCAGUACAGCAUGCCUCCGGGUCAGAAUGGCAUGCCCAUGUAUGGUGGUUCGAACCCCAAUCAACAAUCUGGCCUCGAUUGGUCUCAGAUGUUCCAGGCUGGUGCGCAUCAAACCCUCAACGAUCAUCCAUUUCCUCCCCCUAAUCGUGGACAGACGCAGAUCGGAACCAAAACCGGGCCUAACGUAGCCGCGGAGCCGACGGCUCGCCGCCCCAGCGAUUCCGUCGUCUACUCCGAGUGGGGCAUACCGUCGAACAUUGAAAAUCCCUACGUCCAACUUUCCGACCAGAUCCUCAACUUCUUCUACCCUCCUACUAAUGAGGCGAUUGACCCCUUCCUGACGGGCAUGAACCUGCACUUUUCUCCCGACAACGUUCGCGAUUUCAUUUGUCAGUACCAAAACUUCCAUCGACACGCGCCCCUCCUCCACUCGCCCUCGUUCCGCAUCAUGGAGGCGCACCCUGGCCUGGCCACGUCUCUCUGCUGCAUCGGUGCCUGCUAUUCGGAUCGGGUCGAGCAGUCGGUCGUGCGGGACAUGAUGGACUCUCUCUGGACGGCCAUGGAGCGAGAUUGUUGCGCCGCGUCGACCACGAGCGUGGAAGACGCCGGCGUGCCCUCUCGCACAUCCAGGUCGGGCAUGGAGAGGCUUCAGGCCUUGCUGCUCAUCAACGUCCUUCACGUCUGGAACGGCACUCGGCAACAGCGGGAACGGGCUCGGCAAAUGUUCCCCCAGAUCGCAUCGCAGUGUCGAAGCCUCGGCCUGAUGCAUACACCCGUGGCCCUCAACGUCGAAGCGCGAGCCGAUCAUUGGAUGUCCUGGGUGGAGCGGGAGCUGCGCGUGCGCCUCAUGCAUGCCGUUUUCAUGUGCGACACGAUGUGGACUCUAUUCUGCAACAUGCCACCGCAGCUUGAUCCUUUCGACAUGGCCCUUCCGCUACCCUGCGCCGAGCCGGCCUGGGACGCGCGGGGUGCCUUCGACUGGGUUGCGGUGGUUCAGAAUGCGGGAGGGAGCCCGACGGCAAGCGGCGUGCUCGAGCAACCGGAAACCAACCUGGCGCUGCGAACGCUGCUCCAUCCGACGUACCGAAUCAUCGGAGGCAGGAUGGGCACGAGCGGGAUAUUAGUCCUCGUCAAUUCCAUCAUCUCCUUGAUCUGGCGCGCCCGGCGAGACGCCUGCGUCGACCUCUCCAUGCAUGACGCCCUCCCGCGCCGCGAUUGGAUCGUUUCGCACGCCAGCAGCAUCAAGACGGAAACCGGCGACGGCGGCCAUCGUUUGGAUCCCCGGUGUUACACCGCUUUGAGUGACGCUCUGGACAAGGUCAGGGGGAUCUCGGACGAGGAUGCGACGUCAAUCACAAGUUGUGCGCCGGGGUCUGUCAUGUCGUCUCACGUCGACGAGGCGUUUUCCAUGGCGAGGCGCCUCCUGCGGGCGACGGAGCCCGACGACGCAUGGCUGACGGAGGAAGCCUGUUUCACGCACGUUCUGCGGCUUUUCGGCGGUGCCAAGGCACGGGCAACGGACGAUGAAGUAUCAAAAGCAAAGGAUCUAGGGGCGAUGGUUGAUGCCAACGAAGCGCGACACGGCAUCGAGGAGGAGUUGGUGCUACACCUGACGGAUUUUUUCGACGCUGUCUCAUGA